Solanum lycopersicum (tomato) is the source of this 432-nucleotide messenger RNA. RefSeq names its product RING-H2 finger protein ATL39-like. Lineage: Eukaryota; Viridiplantae; Streptophyta; Magnoliopsida; Solanales; Solanaceae. The record is from RefSeq and is a predicted model, not a curated record.
AUGACGAAUUGUAUACCAAAUCAGAUGAUCAUACGCGUGUUUCUUCAAGAAACAUCAGCUCGUUAUGUAGCAGCAUCGAGAGCUCCUGGGGACAGAGCUCGCGAAGAAAGAGCUUGUGAAAUAUCAGCAGAGAGAGCUCAGUUUUAUGCAGAAGCUCGUUACUGGGCAACAAAAGCAGUGACUCCACCAGGAACAAACAGUGAGUGUUGUAUCUGUUUAGGAGAACAAGCCAACGCUGAUGAUGAUGACACGACGACUCUUCCUACUUGCCAUCAUAGGUUUCAUGCUACUUGUAUUGUGUCAUGGUUAUUACUAGCAAAGAAAAACAUAUGCCCCUUCUGUCGUACUGGUAUUAGUACCACUUUCAUCAGAUGCAUACACUGGCACUAUCGACAUUUAAUCAAGCCAUCGUCACAGAUUACAGUUACUUAA